UUUGAACGCCAUGACCCUGUGGAUGGGAGAAUCACCGAGCGGCAGUUUGGGGGCAUGCUGUUGGCCUACAGUGGGGUACAGUCCAAAAAACUGACUGCCAUGCAGAAGCAACUCAAGAAGCACUUCAAAGAAGGAAAGGGCCUGACAUUUCAGGAAGUGGAGAACUUCUUUACUUUCCUGAAGAAUAUUAAUGAUGUAGAUACUGCAUUAAGCUUUUACCAUAUGGCUGGCGCAUCUCUUGAUAAAGUGACCAUGCAGCAAGUGGCCAGGACCGUGGCCAAGGUGGAGCUCUCGGACCACGUGUGCGAUGUGGUGUUUGCUCUCUUUGACUGCGAUGGUAAUGGUGAGCUGAGCAAUAAAGAAUUUGUUUCCAUCAUGAAGCAGCGGCUGAUGAGAGGCCUGGAGAAGCCUAAAGACAUGGGCUUCACCCGCCUCAUGCAGGCCAUGUGGAAGUGUGCGCAGGAAGCUGCCUGGGACUUCGCUUUGCCCAAGCAGUAACCCAGAACUGCAAGAGGGGCACCCCGCUACCCACGCACCCUAGACUUCCUUGAGCAGAGCCUGGGCACAGUCCUUUCUGCGACCGCUUCUGG
Elephantulus edwardii (Cape elephant shrew) is the source of this 590-nucleotide messenger RNA. Its product is annotated as calcium uptake protein 1, mitochondrial-like. The annotation marks the transcript as partial. Gene Ontology annotation, cellular component: uniplex complex. The transcript is spliced from 4 exons. The record is from RefSeq and is a predicted model, not a curated record. Lineage: Eukaryota; Metazoa; Chordata; Mammalia; Macroscelidea; Macroscelididae. Gene Ontology annotation, molecular function: calcium ion binding. Gene Ontology annotation, biological process: calcium import into the mitochondrion; mitochondrial calcium ion homeostasis.